AUGGCCUCACGACCGCGGCGUUCUGCCGCCACAAAAGCAAACGAGUCUAUCUCUGUUCAUGCAAAAUGGGCUGACGCUAGUGAAAGAAGUGAGCGCAGUACGAUGACUUCCCGCCGAUCUGGCCGCACCUCUGGCGCAGGUGCUUCAAGAGACCUGCCAUCGUCCCCUGAUGAAAGCGUUACGGUAAAGACGACGUCCAGGUCGACUCGUGGUGCCAAUCGACGAAGUGAUCGUUUUGACGGAGGCGAGAUUGUCCAUGGUACUAGAAACCGUGGUGGCAGGAAAAAUUAUGUAAUCGACUCUAGCCCUGACGAGGAGGAGGAAGAAGAUGCUGAAGGUGAUGACGUUGAAGACGCAGAUGAAGAUGCCGAAGGAGAUAUGGAGGUUGAUGCCGAGGGCGACGAUAUUGAUGCAGAAGGAGAGGAAGAUGCAGAAGGAGAUAUUGAUAUGGAUGCACCGGUAGUCUCACGUACGAUUAGGGUAUCGCAACCCGCUCCUAGGUCUGCCGCCAAAGUCGCUGCCUCCAAGAUGGCCAUUGGCGAGGAUGAAGAGGACGAAGACGAAGACGAUGACGACGAGUUAAGUGACCCUGUAGACAGUGAUGAAGGUGAGCAGACAAUGGGAUUUGGUGAUGAGACAAUGGCCGACGAGGAUGCCGAGGGCGAAGAGAUAGAGGUUGCAGGGGAAGACGAAGAAGAGGAGGAGGAAGAAGAGGAAGACGAGGCGGAGGAAGGCGACGAAGAUGCUGAAGGCGAAGAGGUUGGCAAUGCUGAAGCCGAGAGUGAUGGAGGUACUCGGGAAGGCACCCCUGAUCUUACCAAAAUGACGAAGCGUCAGAGGGCCAGAUUUGAGGAAGAACCGCAGGAAUACAUGAAGUUGUCUGAUGAGGUUCAAGUGAAGAAGCACUUCACAGCAGAAGAGCUGUCCAUGAGGCGACAGGAAAUGGCUCGUCGCCGUCGCAACCUCAGUGAGAAGCGCAACGAGGAGGUCAAGAUGGAAACUAUCAACAAACUUCUCAAGAAGCAAGCGCCAAAGAUUAAUCGCAAGGCGGCCGCUGCAGCUGCCCGGGCCGACAGUCCUACAGAGGAAUUGUAUAGACCUGAUCCUACACUCAUACGCUGGGUAAACAGCAAGAAUGGGAGCAGAGUAUCGGUGCCCGCGGAUAUCAUGACCGGUCCAGCCGGCCAAGUCUUCUCGAAAGGUGGCGGUCUGGCAUCCGGGAAGAUGGUCGAAGAGGUAGCUUAG
Molecule: messenger RNA, 1245 nt
Organism: Metarhizium brunneum ARSEF 3297
Lineage: Eukaryota; Fungi; Ascomycota; Sordariomycetes; Hypocreales; Clavicipitaceae
Biological process (GO): chromatin remodeling
Cellular component (GO): Ino80 complex
Source: RefSeq, a predicted model, not a curated record